Messenger RNA from Plasmopara halstedii, 544 nucleotides. Its product is annotated as IQ motif, EF-hand binding site. The annotation marks the transcript as partial. Lineage: Eukaryota; Oomycota; Peronosporomycetes; Peronosporales; Peronosporaceae. Gene Ontology annotation, molecular function: protein binding. The transcript has a single exon. The record is from RefSeq and is a predicted model, not a curated record.
AUGAUCAACCAAAGCACAGCUCAGGUUACGAGUCUACCAGGAUCUCCGUCAACAAAGUCAAAGCUGCCAUUACUAUUUACUGCACGGCCUGGAAAUGUUGGUGUUCAGAUUGACGCACACCGAGCUUUAAGCGUACCUUCUAAUUCUCGGAGCGCCCACUUUACGUCGCAAUUUCAUGAAAUGAUGUACGAAAAUGGAUCACUCGAGAAUUAUGCACGUGUUGUGGAGCGCACAGCACAACGUACUCGAUUAUUGCAUGACAAGAUGGAAAAGCUGCGUACCAGAGAACAGCAAUUUGAAGAGGAAGAAGCAAACCGUAAGCAGAGGCGAAUGCAGCGUGAAACAGCUCGUCAACGACGAGUAUGGCAAAUGCGUCAAGAAGCAAAACAAGCGGAUGAACAAGCACGUGAGACUUUUGCAGCCAUUACAGUGCAAAGAGUAAUACGAGGUGCUUUGGCACGGCGAAUCGCUCGAGUCCUUAGGCUUGCGCAAAAAACGCAUGGAGCGGCUUUAGUACUUCAGCGAGCAAUGAAAGUAUAUGUGA